AUGUGCUCUCAAGAAGGUAUCUUCUGUGCCAACGUAAUGAAGUCGCUGAAUGAUUUCAGAAAGGAAGGAACCCUUUGCGAUGUCACCCUAAGCGCACAAGGUGAAAGUUUUCCGGCACAUCGCAACGUUCUCUCGGCGAACAGUGAAUUCUUUAAGGCCUUAUUCGCCAAUGAGAUGAAAGAAAAUUUUGAAAAUACAGUUCACAUGGAAGAAUUCGAACCUCAAGUUAUGGAACAGCUGCUAAAUUACAUGUACGGCGGUGGUAUAAAAAUCACUAGGGAGAAUGCCCUUGAUUUAGCAAUUGGUUCAGAUUUUUUGUUUUUGACUGAAUUGAAGGGGAAGGCUUGUGAAUAUUUGAUUAGCGAUUUAAACUCAGAGAAUUGUUUGUUUCUCUUGUACAUGGCCGAGAAGUACAAUGUGAGAGAGCUUCGUGACAGUGCCCAAACACACAUCCUCGAAAAUUACGUUGCUGUCUCGGUAAGUGAAGGAUUUGCAGCUCUCAGCAUAGAACAGCUGCUUGCGAUCGUGUCCAGCGACGAUCUCGUCGCCAGAGAGGAAAAGAUUUUCGAAUCAGUUAUAAGAUGGACGAAGCAGGACUUGGAGACAAGAAAGAAGCUCUUUCCCACCCUGUUUUCUUGCAUCCGCCUGAUCUAUAUGGCAAGAUGUUAUUUGAUUAACGAAGUGCAAGAGGAUGAUUUAGUAAAGAAUGACGAAUCUUGUUUACGACUCGUUACUGCAGCGAAAGAGUUCUUUUCAACUCCAAAGGGAACUGUGCAAAAUUCUGAGUACGCCUCAAUGCGGCCACGUGCCUGUCAAACUGCCAUCUUGAUGGUGGGGGGCUGGGUGGAAAACAGUGACAUCACUGCCUCAUCAAAAGUGUACAUGACAAGUAUCAAGCAAAUUUUCGAGGUUUCUGCAAUGUCCACUCCCAGAAAGAACCAUGGUAUUGCUGUGCACGAGGGUCUAGUGUACGUGGUGGGUGGAACAACUAAAAAUGGCAACGUAACAAGGAGUGCAGAAUUGUAUGACCCAAGAACUAACACUUGGUCCAGUUUGUUUUCAUUGCGAAAAGAGGUGGCGGGUGUGGGUGUGGCCAUGGUAGGGGAUUAUCUGUAUGCAGUUGGGGGGCAUGAUUCAAAGGGCAUGCCGCAAAGUAUUGUGCAGCGCUACAGUGCAAAGUUGAAUAAAUGGGAAUGUGUUGCUUCUAUGAAUGCUUCACGCACAAGGCACUGUGUUGUGGGUUUGAAUUAUGUAUAUGCUUUUGGUGGGUAUUCUAGUGACAAAGACAUUCCUUUAAAGUCAGCUGAAUAUUACAACCAUUUGUCAGAUUCUUGGGUUGACAUUGCUCCCAUGAAUCAACGCCGCUCUGAUGCCUGUGCAGUGUGUAUGGGGAACAAGGUUUAUGUGAUUGGUGGAGAGGACAUUUUAGGAUCUCCCAUUAAAUUAGCAUCUUGUGAGAUGUACAACCCCAAGACCAACAGAUGGACCAACAUAGUAGCACUCAGACAGCCGCGCUCACAUGCAGGUGCAGUAGUAGUUAAGGAAAAGGUGUUUGUUCUAGGUGGUGUGGGUGGAAAUAACAGAGAGCUAAGGAGUGUUGAAUGUUAUGAUGCAGAUCAACAGAAAUGGCAGGAGGUAGCAAAUUUAUCAGCAGGAAUCGAAGGAUUUGGUUGUUGUGUCAUCACAGUACCUGGUGAAUUAAUGCCUGUGUUGGUUUGAUAAAUAGAAUCCAAUGGAGACUGAUGUGAACUUCUACACACAGAAGCUUCCUUCCUUUGGUAGAUUAAUGUUCUGGGUGUCCAUAGUUUCCAAAGGCCAUACAGUGCAUGUGAACUCUCUAUGUAUCACCCUUUGGGUCUCACUGUAGCCAUACAAUCCAUGAAAAAAGCAAAGAACUUUAAGGUUUGAAGAUUCCAUAUUGUAUUACUAUAAAUUUUUGAUGACAAUUUCAUGUCUCCUAAUUGUUGGAACUCUGCUGCAGCUGUUUAUCAGGCCUCUCCCCACCAUCUGGUAAGAUUCUACUCAUAAAAUUUGUACAGCCAUUUUCUUGCUCACAAUGUACAACUUGAUCAAGAUUAAGGUACUUUACAAUCUCACUGGAAAUAAACCCCCAAAAAUCUGUAUGCCAACAAUGCUGUCUGGCAAAGAAAAGAACUGCUGUUUGUCAACAGCCUUCCCUUUAGCUCAUCUUUACUGAGUUAAACCUAGGCCAGGUUAAGGUUGCUAAGACAUUUGUAAGAGAGCUGUUUUAGAUAAAUAUCAGAAACACACUGCACAAAGUUUAAGAUGUAAUCAUAAUUUCAGGAAGCCACUGAAUGCUCUUCAUAAAUUUCUUGACCAAAUUUUCUUGAACUCUUUUUAACUCCCAGGUUAUGAUUAGUUAUUCUUUCAACUGAAUGCCAUACAUUCCCUUGUAAAUAAGACAUGAGAAUUCCAAUUUACAUCAAGAUAACACUCAUCUGAUGAGCUUGUGUAUUCUCACACCCUGUUUGCAAGAUAACCUAUUGGAAUUGCAAUGAGAAGUUACUAGUUUAUCACCUUUGGGAGUUACAGGGCUUAGAAAUGUAGUAGCAGACUGGGAAAAGUGUGAAGUAACAAGAGAAAAUACUUGUUAACACCUCAAAUAGGUCAGCUGGAAAUAUUUAACCAAUGUAUUCUCUGAUCUGUAAAGCCAAAUGAACAACCUGUAGUAUUCUGUGUUUGGCAAGGAUUAAAUUCAGA
Messenger RNA from Pocillopora verrucosa, 2721 nucleotides. Its product is annotated as kelch-like protein 20. Gene Ontology annotation, molecular function: protein binding. The record is from RefSeq and is a predicted model, not a curated record. Lineage: Eukaryota; Metazoa; Cnidaria; Anthozoa; Scleractinia; Pocilloporidae.